AUGGGCAUCCCUGUGGCCCAGCGAUCCGACGAGAUGGCAACGAUGCCAGCAGCGAUCGCACCGACUCCACCUGCGCCCGCACCGUCCUCGCCGCACGACGGGCCCGCCGCCAUGGGCGCUCUCGGCCUGCUUCGCCUCUUCUCCAUCUGGCCGCCACCGCAGAAGGCGGCCCCCGCGUGCCCGUCCCAAGAGCGGCACGACGCGCCGUCCCACCCCAUGCAUGGUGGCUCCCCAGGGUCGGAGGGUGCGGCGGCGGAAGCGAGGGAAGCCAUGGAAACCGCCACGUCACUCGGAAGUGGGGAGGAGAUGGGGCAAGGCAAUUCGGGUGCCGUGGCGUGCACAGCGAUGGCCACAGACGACAAUGCGGCCGCAGAGCCAGCAACGCUCGCAGAACAAUCGCUCGAGCCGCAGCCCGUGCAAUCGCCGUCGCACGGCAGCGCGACUAGUUGCGCAGAUCCCGCCGCGUGUGCCCCGUUGGAGCGCCCCUUCUCCCCCACGUGCGUGCUCGACCCGCCCGACUGGGCGACCGUGGCGGGCCUCGACAGCCUGCAGCUGCCGGCGCUGCAGCGACUUGCGUCGCACGGCGUCGUCUGGAAGCACCCUGCGACGGCGGCCCUGCGACGCUUCACGCUGCACUACGGCGGCGAGGUGGACGCGGACGGCAACUGCCUCUUCGCCGCGCUCAACCGCCUCGUACCGCAUCCCGACGGCGCGGCGGGCCUGCGGCGGAGAGCGGUGCGGCGGUUUAUGAAGGAGUACGAGGCGGGCGUGGUGGAGCGAGCGCGCGUGGACGCGGCGGUGCGGCAUCUGUACGCGCCGGACGUGGGCGUGGGGUGGGGCGUGCACGUGGUGCAGGAGGUGAAGCUGCUGGCGCCUCGCGCGCAGCGUGCGGAGCUCAUGGCGGCCGUGGGGCAGCUCGUCGACUGCGGCAUGUCAAGGGACCACGCUGUGGAGAUGGUCGCGAAGGACCGCUGCCUGCCCGUCGACUGCGCACGCCGCUGGGCGCACUACAUGUCGCUCGGCGCGCCGCUGCUGCCCGCCGGCGCAGCGGACUCCUCGGGGGAGUGCGCGGGGGUGGCGGAGUGGGAGGCGGAGCGCGAGGCGGCGGGCGGGCACGACGUGGUGUCGCUGCAGUACGCGCAGGACGGGUUGCUCUCCGCCUCCGCCUCCUGGGACUGUCCGCCCUCCGCGCUCUGCGCGGAACGGGACGCGGGUGCAGGAGAAGCGGCGGCGGGCGGGGGUGGCGGAAUGGCGGCGUUCGGCGACGACAUGGCGAUCGAGAUGCUGGCCACGGAGCUCGCCCGCGAGAUCAUCGUCUGCCGUCCGCCAUUGCCCUGUGCCGUCGUCAUCAGCAGGUCCCGUCCCCUCACCCCCCCCGUCCCGUCCCCUUACCACCCCCGUACCGUCCCCUCACCCCCCCCGUCCCGUCCCCUCACCCCACCGGUCCCGGCCCCUCUCUCCCCCCAUGUGCGCGCGCAGGUGCAGGCGCACGGGCACGACGCGAUGGUGGACGAGGGCUCGGCGCUCUUCUUCCUGCCGCACACCCCCAGGGGCGCGCCGCUCUCCGUCGCACACCCGCCGCUCUUCCUGCUCAUGAAAGGCACAGGUGCGCGCUCAUGGGGUGACAGGCGCGGGGUGGGUGACAGGGGGAGAGGGGGUGAUAUGCAGGGUGCAUGGGUAAAUAAGGCGAGCAAUGGGAGUUUGCGAGGGGAAUAUUGA
Messenger RNA from Closterium sp. Yama58-4, 1719 nucleotides. The record is from the annotation of a GenBank genome assembly. Lineage: Eukaryota; Viridiplantae; Streptophyta; Zygnematophyceae; Desmidiales; Closteriaceae.